CAUGGGUCGACAGAAGGAGCUGGUGACCCGCUGCGGGGAGAUGCUCCAUAUCCGCUACCGGCUGCUUCGCCAGGCACUGGCUGAGUGCCUGGGGACCCUUAUCCUCGUGAUGUUUGGCUGUGGCUCCGUGGCACAGGUCGUGCUCAGCCGGGGCACUCAUGGUGGUUUCCUCACCAUCAACCUGGCCUUUGGCUUCGCUGUCACCCUGGGUAUCCUUGUUGCCGGCCAGGUCUCUGGGGCCCACCUGAACCCUGCUGUGACCUUCGCUAUGUGCUUCCUGGCCCGUGAACCCUGGAUCAAGCUGCCCGUCUAUACCCUGGCUCAGACUCUGGGAGCCUUCCUGGGUGCUGGGAUCAUUUUUGGGCUGUAUUAUGAUGCAAUCUGGGCCUUCGCCAACAACCAGCUUAUAGUCUCAGGCCCCAAUGGCACAGCUGGCAUCUUUGCCACCUACCCCUCUGGACACUUGGACAUGGUCAAUGGCUUCUUCGACCAGUUCAUCGGCACAGCCUCCCUCAUCGUGUGCGUGCUGGCCAUUGUGGACCCCAACAACAACCCCGUGCCCCGUGGCCUGGAGGCCUUCACUGUGGGCCUGGUGGUCCUGGUCAUUGGCACCUCCAUGGGCUUCAACUCUGGCUAUGCCGUCAACCCUGCCCGGGACUUCGGCCCUCGCCUCUUCACUGCCAUUGCUGGCUGGGGCUCAGAAGUCUUCACGACCGGCCGCCACUGGUGGUGGGUGCCCAUUGUCUCUCCGCUCCUGGGUUCCAUCGCCGGUGUCUUCGUGUACCAGCUCAUGAUCGGCUGCCACCUGGAGCCACCGCCACCCUCCACUGACGAGGAGAAUGUGAAGCUGUCCCAAGUAAAGCACAAGGAGUAGAUGCGAAUGGGCAGGAGG
Messenger RNA from Sus scrofa (pig), 892 nucleotides. It is a transcript of the gene AQP3, whose product is annotated as aquaporin 3. Gene Ontology annotation, cellular component: basolateral plasma membrane; plasma membrane. Lineage: Eukaryota; Metazoa; Chordata; Mammalia; Artiodactyla; Suidae. Gene Ontology annotation, molecular function: glycerol channel activity; urea transmembrane transporter activity; water channel activity. Gene Ontology annotation, biological process: water transport; glycerol transmembrane transport. The record is from RefSeq and is marked provisional.